Messenger RNA from Girardinichthys multiradiatus, 6336 nucleotides. RefSeq names its product DENN domain-containing protein 4B-like. Gene Ontology annotation, molecular function: protein binding. The transcript has 29 exons. NCBI's taxonomy places the organism in Eukaryota, Metazoa, Chordata, Actinopteri, Cyprinodontiformes, Goodeidae. The record is from RefSeq and is a predicted model, not a curated record. Gene Ontology annotation, cellular component: cytoplasmic vesicle. Gene Ontology annotation, biological process: regulation of Rab protein signal transduction. Bases 166 to 4689 code for a protein of 1507 amino acids.
UUCCGGAACCAGUCUACCGUUUUGCCGUUUCUCUUCUUCUACGCCUCUCGGACCGGACUGCUAACAUGGACGGAUCCUGGGAGGCAUCGACCUGACCAUGAUCCUUCCUCCUCUCACCUGCGGGACGAACCAGCUCUCACAUCCAGUGAAGGCCACACCAGAGGCAUGACAGAUGAAAAAUGUCCCCAGCUGGUGGACUACUUUGUGGUGGCAGGUCUGAACCCUGCUGGGCCUUGGAGGUCCCUGGACGAAGAUGGCAGGAGCCCCUCGUCCUCUUCCUCCUCAUCUUCGCCGUUGGUUCGGGCAGUGGAGCCGGUGACGGACCUGGUGGUGAUCGCUCGGGGUCUUGGGGAGGAAGUACCAGAAGGUUUCACCUGUAUUGAGAAGACCCUGGGAGGUCACUCUGCCGAAUUGAGCGCCGGCCUUAUCAACAACCCGCACCUGUACCUGUGUUACCGGAGAGGGCGUGACAAACCGCCUGUGUUGGACCUGGGGGUUCUGUAUGAGGGGAAGGAGCAGCUGAAACAGGGCUGGUACAUCAUCGAGACCACGCCCUACAGCCGCUCAGCCAGCUUGAGUUCUGGUGGCGGUCCCACGGCACACCGGGUCUUCCUGACAUACCGCCGGGCUCUGGACUCCCAGGGCCUGCACACUCUGGGCAUCACCGACAUCACCCUGCUGAUGCCCAGCAAGGGGGAGGUGGCGCCGCACACCUUCUGUCGGGUCAACAAGAACCUUAACACAGGCAUGUGGGGUCCAGCUCUGCAUGUGUGCUACAAGAGAGCCAUGGCCAAAGCCAACGCCCUGGUGUUCGAAGCCAGUCUGAUCAGCCGAUACCCAGAGGAGAACCUGGAGGCGUUCCCCCUUCCCGAGUCGGUGCCGGUCUUCUGUCUACCGAUGGGCGUCACAGUGGAGAGCUGGCCGCUGAACUCCAAGUACCAGCUGCCCAUCUUUUCCACCUUCGUCCUCACGUCUGCCUCCGGAGACAAGGUUUAUGGAGCUGCCAUCCAGUUCUACGAGUCGUUCUCCAGGGAGCUUCUGUCAGAGCGACAGAACAUCCGGCUCGGCCUUCUUAGUGUGGUGGACCGGCGGCCAAUAACCAGCCGCAGUCUGCACACCAAGAAAAGCAUCUGUGUCCUCUCCCACUGGCCUCUCUUCACUGUCUUCCAGAAGUUCCUCACCUUCAUCUACAGAUACUCUAUUUCCGGGCCGCACAUCCUGCCACUCGAGAAACACAUCUCCAGCUUCAUGCACAACGUCCCAUUUCCUUCCCCUCAGCGUCCUCGGAUCCUUGUUCAGCUCUCACCGUACGACAACCUGCUGCUCUGCCAGCCGGUCUCCUCCCCACUCCCACUAAGCGGAGCAAGCUUCCUGAAGCUGCUGCAGAACCUUGGUCCGGGUAACGCCUGCACACUGCUGCUCGCCGUCCUCACUGAACACAAGCUGCUGCUGCAUUCUCUGCGACCCGAUGUCCUCACCUCCGUCAGCGAGGCCCUCGUCUCGAUGACCUUCCCCCUGCGCUGGCUCUGCCCCUACAUCCCUCUGUGCCCGCUGCAGAUGGCCGACGUGCUGCUGGCACCAAUGCCCUUCAUCGUCGGCCUUCACUCCAGCUACUUUGACCUGUACGACCCCCCGCCUGAAGUUAUUUGUGUUGACCUGGACACCAACACCAUCUUCCAGUCAGAAGAUAAGAAGCCAUUGUCAUGGCGAUCGUUACCCAGGAAGCAUGGAAAGAGUCUGUUCAGCACCCUGACCAACCUCCACCGGACCCUGGAGAAGAUUUGCAGUCCUGGCCAGGAGGAGGCAACACUGGAGUUCCUGCUAACAGACUAUGAUCAGAUCUACAGGCGUCAGAAGCAGCUGGAGCUGGAGAUCCAGGAGGCCUUCCUGCGCUUUAUGAGCUGCCUGCUGCAAGGAUACCGAACCUUCUUGCUGCCCAUCACACAGGCGCCUUCUGACACCACCACCGACUGCAGCUCCCUGUUCAACCUGCAGGGGUUCCUGAAGUCUCGUGAGCGAACCCAGCAGAAGUUAUACAUCCAGCUGACGAGGACUCAGAUGUUCACUCAGUUCAUCGAAGAAUGCUCUUUUGUCAGCGACCGACACGCCUGCCUCGAGUUCUUCGAUGAGUGCGUCCAGAAGGUGGAUGUGGAGAAACCGGAGGAGGUAAGGCUGAUUGACCUGGAUGAGACCCACAGUGGCGAACACACCGUCUUCAUCAUGCCUCCUGAAGAGCCGCAGGAAGCCGAUGGCUCUGAGUGUUCUGCCCGCUACAGUUAUGAGACAUUCCCCUCCCUGAAACCAGAGCUGUUUGACCGACCGCAGGACCCGCUCCGUGUCCCGGCUAAAGGCAGCGCCCCCAACAGCCCCGCCCCCCGACGGACCAAACAGGAGAUCAAGCUGGCCCAGAAACAAGCUCAGAAGUACUCUGCGGUUCCAGACAUGUGGUCCAAGUGCUUGCUUGGUCACUGCUACGGCCUCUGGUUCAUCUACCUGCCCACCUUCGUCCGGGCUGAGAGCUCCAAGGUCCGUGCCCUGCACACGGCCUACGACGUCCUCAAACACAUGGAGACCCGGAAGGUGGUGCUGCCAGAUGAGGUGUGUUACCGCAUCCUGAUGCAGCUGUGUGGUCAGUACGGUCAGCCGGUCCUCGCCGUCAGAGUCCUGCUGGAGAUGAAGAAGGCUGGAAUCACUCCCAACACCAUCACCUACGGAUACUACAACAAGGCUGUGCUGGAGUGUAAGUGGCCCUCGACCAAUCAGGGCGGUCAUCUCCGCUGGGCUAAGCUAAGGAACGUUCUAUUGGCUGUAGCUCAGUUUAGACAGCCAAUCAAACGGCAGCAGAAGGUCGACUCUGUGAGCUCCAGAGGAAGUCCAAAAGAAGCCAUGAUUGAACCCAACCAGAAGCCCCGCCCACAGUGUGCUCUGAUUCGUCAGUCCAGCUGGAGUGGUCUGAGUGAAAGCUCGAGUCACGAGUCUUUGAGUGGGUCACUGGUGAAGAGCUGCAGCCUGAGCAGCAUGAAAACAUCCAGCGACAAGCUCAGAGUGUGUAAGAAGUCCUCCAUCCUCCCCAGUUCAGCGACAAACAGGGACCCAGUCCUCUCUAAACCCCCUCUUGGACGGAGAGAAGCCUCUGCUCCACCUGCAGCGCUGCCUGGUGAAGCCGUGGUUCGGCGCAGUGAUGUCUGCCUUUCCACCUUCUACACAGAGUGUGCAGAACCUCUACUGGACUGCAGCUGUGAUCCUGAGGAGAGAUACAGCAGAACGGGACGCUCCAGUGGCAGGAACAAGGCUGGGAUUGUAGAUGAGAACUACAACCAUGUGUCGUCUCCAAACCGAGGAGGUCUGGCAGGAAAACUGCAACAGCUCCUCACACCAAGCAGACACAGAACGUCGGUACGGCGGGCCACCAGCGUUGAAAACCGCCGAUCAGGAGGAGGACGGAUCGGUCGCAGAGUGUCGGAUCAGAGGCAGUCUAGGAAAUCUCAAGUGGCUGAAACUUUCCUGAAGGCAAAGGAUCGGUUGGUGAACGCCACGUCAGAGAGCUCACUGUCUGUAGGAAGUGACCUGGACCUGACAGACCCGCCCACUGCAGCAUAUCCUCUGCGCAGGUCAUGGGACGCCAACCAGGAGGGGGUGGGGAUUGAGGUUCUGAUGUCCAGCUGCUCACUGUGCCGUAGCUGCAACUCGUUGGUCUACGAUGAGGAGAUCAUGGCGGGCUGGUCCUCAGAUGACUCCAACCUGAACUCAUCCUGCCCGUUCUGCGGCGCCUCCUUUGUCCCUUUCCUGAACGCAGAGAUCUGCGACUUGGGGCCCGUCGGCAGUGUGGAGUGCUGUAACGUGAACCUGGAGGAUGAGGUGGAGAGCGCUGUGAGACCCCCUAGUGGUCAUGAGGUGUCCCUGCGGCCUCAGUGGAACGGCCUGAGCGAUGACUCUAGCUCUGAAACCAGCUCCUACUCUGAGACUAGCAAGGCCACCACGGUGUCGUCAGUGGGAGGGACUCCUCAGGUGACAGUGGCCUACCUGAGUCCUCUGGUUUUGAGAAAGGAGCUGGAGAGCUUGCUGGAGAAUGAGGGCGAGUCUGUUCUGGCCCAACCUCAGUUUCUGGACAGCCACUCCAUCAUCUUCUGGAACCUGGUCUGGUACUUCCAGCGACUCAGCGUGCCCAGUAACCUGCUGCAGCUGGUCUGGAGCUCACCACUGGCCAGCCAGUUCACACAGUCAGAGACCUCUGCAGUAAGAGUCCGGCUCCUCUGGGACACCCUGAGCCCUGACACAGACCGGUGGCCCCCCCUCUAUGUCCUCUGGAGGAUCCACAGUGGCGUCCUAAUGAGAAGCUACAGCUGGAGGCGACACAACCACCCAUUCACCCUGUCCUUCCUGGAGGAGGUGCUUCGCUGGGUGGGCAUGAAUGAGGUGCAUAAGGCCAUAACGCUCUUCCUGGACACCCUGGAGAAGCAGCCUGGGUCUCCACAGAUCCAAAGGAGUCUCUACAGAGAAUUCCUGUUCCUGACUCUGGCAGCGAUGGGAAAAGACCACGCCGCUGCCUUCGAUAAGAAGUACAAGGCGGCGUACAUGCGGCUCUGCAGCUCUCUGGGUCAGGACGAGCUCCGCAGGAAGCGAGCUCAGCCUCCCGGUACCAAAGCCAUCGACUGCAGAAGGAGCUUCCACCCGACCCUGGAGUGCUGAGCGUUCCUGAUUCUGGAUCAGCCCUCUGUGGGAGAGGGGACAGUGGCAGACUGGACCCUGCAGCCUCCACCCGCUUCACCUGUCUGCUGCAACCCUGAGGGAAAAUCCUGAAACAGUCGGAGCAAUCGGAUCGGAGCUUAAUCAGAGAGCAAACUGAUUUUGGAUUGAUUCUUCAAGUUGGAGAUGGAGGACAGUUCGUGCACCGGCACCAGGAUCAGCUGCAUCCUGGAUCUGAACUGCAGUUAUCUUGGAAUCGUCUUCCUGAACUGGAGUGUUGUGGGAUUUCUGUUUUCCUUCCAGAGAGACUUUAAGAAUGUUCUUGUUGAAACUGAAAUGUGGAUUUAAAGCAUCAAAAAACUCCAUAGAAACUGUUUAAUUAGCGUGGAGUUGGUUUGGAUCGGCUCUCACAGUUUCCUGAAUCCACAGAUCGGAUUUAAGCUUGUUUUACUACAACUGGAAAAUGUUUUUAGGAUCAUCUUCUCUGUUUCCCCAGAUUACAAAGAAUCUCAGCGAAGCUACUGAGAUGUUUCUCCUGACAGCUUCUUCAGACUUCAGUUUUCCAACCAGCUUGGGUUUUAUCCUAAGCCCACCAGAGUUUUAGUUUCAGAAACAAAAACUUUCCAUUUUUACUCCUCUUGAUGUAGCUGCAGGUUUCAAAUAGAAAUAUCCCGUUGUUGAGCUCCAUUCAGCUCAGGGCGGGUCAGAACCACCUGGGUGUAGUUACCUCUUCUAGUAAGCUGUGAUGAGAUUCAGCAAUAUAGUUUUCCAUCUCAAUCUGAACAGAUUCUAAGAAAAUUAAAAAAAAUAAAUGUAAAAUAUUGGAGCCGUUGGAUGGUUAAAUACAAGCCAGAACCCGGACAAGGUUCUGAGUUUUUAUUGAUCGGCAACAACAUGCCGAUUCUGGGCUCAUGUGUAAAACAUUGACAUUUAUUUCUGAUUUUAAGAUCAGAAUUUUGACAUCAGAGCCACAAAUUGAGUCAGAAAAUAUUCCCGCCACCCUGAUUUAUGGUGAUCAGUUUUCCAACCAGAAGCUCGUCUCCAACAUGGCGUCCAAUAAUGAUCCAGAUCACCUGUCUGCUUCUCAGCUUUCCUCAAGAAAUCCAGUCUGGGAUAUAAAGAUAGUCAGGAACACUUUAGGACUUCACCUUCCAGCUACUUUUCCAACUGCCUCCUCAGGCAGUUCAUCACUGUGUCUUCAGUCCUCCAUGAUGGUCUUCUUCCAGCUGCAGAAGGUCUACAGCAUUCCUCCAAACCUAUUAGAAAUACACAAUAUGAUGCUGAUAAUAAUGAGAGGUUCCAGGAGGUGUCAGUGCUGCCAGUCUUUCUGAAUUGUUAAUCAGUGUUCUGACAACUGAAUAUUAUCCCAGGAAUGAUGCGUUUUUCAGAUUCAGGAAUCCAUCCUUGUUUCUGAGAAAGCUUCCCCUAACUUAACCUGCUCCCACCCUCCUGUCUCUGGUUUGGUUCUGUUCACUAACUCUGAUUGAUAGGCUGAAGGUCAGAACUCAGGACUGAAACCAGGAACGUCCUGGCUGCUCCGACACAGAGAUGUUUAUUUAAAUCUGCUGUUUGUCUAAUUUAUAUUUGACUGUGACUCACAUGGAAACGUUGCUUUUUUAACAAAGAAACCAAUAAAAGACGUCAAUGAUA